UGGACUGAUAUAUUAUUAAGAUGGGAUCCCAAGAAACAUGAUGGAAUUCAUACAGUAAGAGUUCCUUCAAAUAGGAUAUGGUUACCAGAUAUAUUACUAUAUAAUUUUGCCGAUGACCGUCUUAGAGAACAGCGUGAUGCAUUGGUUGUAGUUGAUUACAAUGGAACUAUAUUGUGGAUGCCACAAGCUAUUUUAAAAAGUUCCUGUUCUUUUGAUACGCUUUAUUUUCCCUUUGAUGAGCAAUCGUGUUUGAUGAAGUUUGGAUCAUGGACGUCUAAUGGAAAUAAACUAAAUAUAGAUUUUGUUCUGCAAGACUCAAUGGACAUGAGUGAUUUCGUGAAAAAUAAUGAAUGGGAUGUGACAAAAAAUACAGCGGCGCGGAAUGUGUUAUAUUAUAGUUGCUGCCCCGAGCCUUAUGUCGAUUUGACAUUUAAUUUAGAAUUACGACGAAAGGUGGCUUUCUAUACAUUUAUACUGGUUCUACCAUGUGCUCUGCUCAGUUUAUUAACAUUGGUUAUAUUUUGGGUACCACCAGAAUCUCCUGCUAAAUUACAGCUAGGUAUGAGUGUCUUUGUUGCGUUUUUCUUCUUGUUAUUGGUUUUAGCUGACUUUACUCCAAGAGCAGCUGCUUCUAUACCUCUAAUUGGUGCAUAUUUCUGUUUAAGUAUGGUGAUGAUUACGAUGUCAACUGUUUUAGCAUGUAUUGUUGCCAAUAUGUAUUUUCGGGGAGUACGGGUCAACAGGGCUCCAAGGUGGUUCCGUUCCUGUUUGGUUAAUGGCGUUGCUAGAGUUUUAUGUUUAAGAGAAAAAAUAGUUGAAAUAGAUACAACAUCCCCUUCAAAGAAAAAUUGGAACACAUGUGUCAUAACUCAACAGAAUGGACGAAAUAAUGACACAGAUACAAAGUGUGCGAAGGUCCGUCUACUGGAAAACAUGAGAGAAAUACGAGAUAUUUUACAGAAAGACGAUGAAAGAAGAGUAAAAAGGGUUGAAAAAGAUAAAUAUGUGUUAGAAUGGCGGGUAUUAGCCUGUAUAAUUGACAGGUUAUUCUUUAUCAUUUAUCUUUUCAUUAAUAUUGUAGGAUUAAUUGUUUUAUUUGUGGCAAAAUUUUGA
Messenger RNA from Lottia gigantea (owl limpet), 1113 nucleotides. RefSeq lists its product as hypothetical. Gene Ontology annotation, cellular component: synapse; postsynaptic membrane; neuron projection. Gene Ontology annotation, molecular function: acetylcholine-gated monoatomic cation-selective channel activity; transmembrane signaling receptor activity. Gene Ontology annotation, biological process: monoatomic ion transmembrane transport; regulation of membrane potential; signal transduction. NCBI's taxonomy places the organism in Eukaryota, Metazoa, Mollusca, Gastropoda, Lottiidae. The record is from RefSeq and is a predicted model, not a curated record. The transcript has 6 exons. The annotation marks the transcript as partial.